AUGUCAGAUAUAUCAUACUUGACUGUAUACAAUGCCCAUAGCGGGUCAUUCAUCAAAAUACCGAAACCAAUCAGGUUUCUAACCCUAGCGGAAUUCAAGAAUUACCUACUGCAGUCGUUUUCAAUUGAAAACUUGGAUGAUUUGUUUUUAUUGAGCUCGUUCGGGAUGAAAGUAAACUACAACACGAUCAACGAUAUAUCGGAGGUAUUUGUAUACGACAAGCGAUUGUUUGUUCAAGAGCUUGAUCAGCAGUUGCUCAAUUCAUACGUAUCUAACUCGUCCAAGGAUGAUAUUAGCCCACCACAGCAGCUGUCAUUAGUUGAUAAUCGACAAUCGUAUUCACGUGAUAUUACAAGUAGGAUAAAAGUUCACCAAGCAUGGGCAAGAGCAUUACUCCAGGAAAGCAAUUCGCUCGAAAGUCGCUGCAUGUCCCUAAUUCAACAGAUCAAUACCAUUUUCAAGUCAUUAACUGCAUUAUUUCAAUUUGCCACAAGCUUUACGACGGAAGUGGAAAAGAGCUUUAAUCACCACUAUAACUAUAUAAAUCUAAUCAGUUUCAAAACUUUGCAUAAAAGUUGGAAGGAGAGUUAUAAAAACCUACAACAUCUCCCUGUGGUAAUAAUCAAAGACAAAAGGGUUAAAUUGGUUGAUUUUCUUGAUUACGAGUCGUUGAAUGCAGCGGCAACGUAUUUGGCCAAACAGCUCCCGUUGAUCACGAGGAGACUUGCUGAAUUAAACGAUGAAGCCAAAGUGAUGAAGCAAGAUAGGGCAAAAGUAGACGAAUUGAUCGAACAAUCACGAAAAGAAUCCAUAGAACGAUUUAAGGACACCAAUUUUAACGAAUUGAUGAGAACAGUAAGGUCAAAAGCUCAAAAGAUUGCUAAUGAUUUUUCAAGUGUUCCCAGAGGUCAGUUUGAACAAAUUUAUAAUCAACAUAAAAGUGUAACUUCGGUUGAACUCAAGCAUGCAACUGAUGAGUUGUAUAAAUAUUACUCGAGCCUAAAACGUUUCAGAGAACAAAUUACCAAAGACGGACCAAAGAUCUUCUCCCUCAUUGCCAAUCUACAAUUGAAAACUGUCAAUCUCAAAGCUGGAAUAAAAUCGUUGAUGGAAGAUGAAGCAGCAGCAGACCAAAACAGCAUGAUAAAUCACAAGACCAUUCAGGAUGUUAAACGGUGUGAAGAUUUAUUAUCCUUGACUAUUGAUAUACCCUUGUUGUUUGGUUUCGCCUUGAUUGAAAAGAGGAGACAAUUUGAAUGGUAUGAUUUCUACUCCAAGGGGGUGGUACACAACUUUAGUGAGCAAGUGACUUCAAUUGGCGAACAUGAGCGAGCAUUUAGGGAAAUGUGGAACAAAAAAAUGGGGACUUUUCUCAAUUAUAUCAAAAGUGACAACUUUGUCGGUAUAUUGCCCAAUGUUGACAUAACCCUCGUGGGUAAUCAGGACAAGAUUCAAAAUUUCUUUAUUCUACGAGGUGUUGAUAUAGACAGAGAUGAUAUAACUAAUUACAUAUCAUUGUUGGAGACUUGGCAUGUCAACACAAACUUUCCUCUGAUAUUGCGCAAAAAUUUGCAUGAUAUGAAACAAUCGACAAAUAAUAUGAAGAGAGUCACCAAGCUCAUAUCCUCUUUAGGGUCAUUUUCGGAGCUGCAUGCUGAUAAAAUGGGAAAUCUGUCAAGUAAGGAACAAUUGGAUACCCCAGAUUUUGACUUGAAUGUUGUCAAUGGCUUAAAGUCAAGAAUCAAAAAACUCGAAAGCCUUCUCCACCAACAACAGUACAAGAAUAUUACCAGCUGGCCAGUAUUUCGCAAUGGUAAUUACUCAGAUAAUAGGAUGAGCAUGAUUAUAGACACCAAACAACCAUUUUCGGCACCAGUGGCCAACUCAGAUCCGACAAAGCUCUUGCAAAAACGAACGCCAUCAAAGGAGAGCAUUGCCUCCAACCAAUCACAAGCUUUAGAUUCUUCGGUGGUUGAUAAGCACCUUGAUAAUAUAAAAUUGAAACGGGUCAACACCGAGCUUGCUGCUGAGAAUGAGCAUUUGCGUAGAGAACAGGAUACUAAAGAUAAAACUAUUUUGCAAUUGCAGCAGGAAAUGGAGAAACUUGAAGCUAACCACGCGAAGGAGGUUGGAGAUCUCCAAUCGAAGGUAUCACUGAGUGAAGAGGAACUCAGACUUUACAAAUUGGAGAAUAAACUAGAGUUGAAAGAAUUUGAAAGUUUGGGACGGAAAUUGGAGGCCAAGGAUCAAACUAUUGCUCAACUAGGCAAUAAAAUUUCCACAUUGGAACAACAGCAAGCCAGUCAUGAUCAAGAAAUAUCGAGUCUUGGCGAGACAAUCACCAUAUUACGCGGCGAGUUAAAUGAUGCUACGCGAAUGAAGAAUGAUUUGCUAUCCAACAUGUCAUCGAAGGAAUCUGAAUUUGUGCAGGAGAGGACCACAAAUCAGAGCGAACUUGCAAAAGUCAAGCUGAAGUUGGAUGAAGUUAAUGAAGAUUACGAAAACUUGAUGGAAUUGACCCAAGUCAAACAGCAGAAACACGAUCAACUCAUUGUCGAAUUGAAUGCGAUAAUCAGUUCUAUCAUGGGUAAGCUUAAAAUAACCUCUGAGAGGUUUUUUGACACGUUUAUUGAAAUUUGCUGUAUUUUGGAAUCCAUGGGCUUGUUGUUGAUAAAAGAAGACGACACUUUUAAGAUCAAGCGAGUCAAAGGGUUGAAAUCGAAAAAAAGUACGGCAAAUUUAGAGGAUGAUGUGUCUUUGGUGUCAGUCGCGGCCACGCCUACUUCAAAGGUGAUUGAAAAUAUCGAGUCAUCAAUGAAAUGGACAGAUGAAAUUUCAUUAUCACCUUAUCAACCACCCGAGAGCCCAUCUGAUGAUAACGAAAUUGUCAAUGUUGACAAGUACAAUGAAGAGUCAGAAAAGUUGAUAGCCAAGUUUAAUGAUAUAUUUGGUGAUGAUACAAAGCCGUCUCAUUUCGAUUCAUUUUUAAACAUUAUUAGCUUUAAAGACAACAUUCAAUUGGCUGAUGAGAAUUCAACUAGUACGAGGUUUUUCCUUAAUGCGAUAUCCAAAAGGUUUAAAGAUGUUGAAGGUUUUGCCAAGCGUCAAACGAAGGACAAUAAACUAAAGGAUCAAGAAAUUAGAAAGUUGAUGUCACGCAACAAGCACAAGAUAUCAAUCAGUUCGUUUCAGGAGAAUGAUUUGUUAUUAUUUCUCCCCACGAGAAUUGAUAAUGCUACGGGUAAUAGUAAUGAAAGCAUUCAACCCUGGGCCGCUUUCAAUGUCGCAGCACCGCAUUAUUUCUUGAACACAUCCAACUUGAACUUGAAUGGUAAGGAGUGGCUUAUAGGCAGAGUUCAAUCAAUUACAGAACAUAAAGUCUUGCCUGAACAAACAAAUUCAUUGGAGCACAAUCCGUUUCAACUUAGUCUGGGUGUUACAUGGUAUAUGGUGCAAGUGAUUGAAGAUAGAUAA
This is a messenger RNA of Lodderomyces margitis, 3474 nucleotides long. RefSeq names its product autophagy protein. NCBI's taxonomy places the organism in Eukaryota, Fungi, Ascomycota, Pichiomycetes, Serinales, Debaryomycetaceae. Gene Ontology annotation, cellular component: Atg1/ULK1 kinase complex; phagophore assembly site membrane; extrinsic component of membrane. Gene Ontology annotation, molecular function: molecular adaptor activity; protein kinase binding. The transcript has a single exon. Gene Ontology annotation, biological process: autophagy of mitochondrion; reticulophagy; piecemeal microautophagy of the nucleus. Bases 1 to 3474 code for a protein of 1157 amino acids. The record is from RefSeq and is a predicted model, not a curated record.